GUGGCCUGUUCGCGGGGUUGGCGAACCGGGCUCUGGAGCUCCGCAGGCUGGCACAGCCUAGGUUAGUGGCUGCGAGCUGAGCCUUAGGCGGCUGCAGCGAUACCGGCCAGUGCCGGAUGCUUGCCGUGUCUCGCUUCUCCCCGGCUCGUGUUCGGCUUGCGCAGCGCCCACCCGCCCUGGUCCGGGAGGGACCCGGGCGAUGCUAAGCAUGAGAAGUGCAGCGUCUCAGCCUCAGGGCUUCAGGGGAGAAAGCGGAGCUCUUGCAGGUGAAGCCGCGGUCCCUUCGCGGUCUUCCCGUGGCCGCCUGCGCAUCGAACCCUUGCCAGAUUCCGCCACGCAUCUUCCUCCCGCGCUGCCGAUGCUGGGUGCUCUGGAGAGUGAGGACCACAGCGGGGAGGGCGCGACCCGAACACCGAGGAUGGAUGCCCGCACCUGGCGUCUGGGCUGGCGCUGUCUCCUUCUCCUGGCUCUCCUUGGAUCUACCCGAAGCGAGGGCGUGGAGAGCUGCGAAGAAGUUCGGAAACUUUUCCAGUGGCGGCUUGGGGGAGCUGUCAAAGGGCUGCCGGAGGCGCCGCGGGCAGGACCUGAUCUUCAGGUUUGCCUAUCCAAAAACCCAACGUGCUGUACCAGGAAGAUGGAGGAGAGGUACCAGAUUGCAGCUCGGCAAGAUUUGCAGCAGGUGCUUCAGACAUCCAGCUCAACAUUAAAGUUGCUAAUAUCUCGAAAUGCAGCUGCUUUUCAAGAGACCCUGGAAACCCUCAUCAGACAAGCAGAGAAUUACACCAGUAUCCUUUUCUGCAACACCUACCGGAACAUGGCCUUGGAGGCUGCUGCUUCCAUUCAGGAAUUUUUCACGGAUGUUGGACUCUAUUUAUUUGGUGCGGAUGUUAAUCCCGAGGAAUUUGUAAACAGAUUCUUUGACAGUCUUUUUCCUCUGGUCUACAACCAUCUUAUAAACCCUGGUGUGACUGACAGUUCUCUGCAAUACUCAGAAUGCAUUCGAAUGGCCCGCCAGGAUGUUAGUCCAUUUGGCAACAUUCCCAAAAGAGUCAUGGGGCAGAUGGGGAGGUCGCUGCUGCCUGGCCGCACAUUCUUGCAGGCGCUUAAUCUGGGCAUUGAGGUCAUCAACACCACGGACCACAUACACUUCUCCAAGGAGUGCAGUAGGGCCCUCCUGAAGAUGCAGUAUUGUCCUCACUGCCAGAGCCUGAUGCUCAGUAAGCCCUGUAUGGGGUACUGCCUCAAUGUCAUCAGGGGCUGCCUGGCCCACAUGACUGAGCUUAAUCCACACUGGCAUGCUUAUAUCCGGUCUUUGGAAGAGUUGUCAGAUGCGAUGCACGGAACCUACGACGUUGAACACGUGCUCCUGAACUUCCACUUGCUUGUUAAUGAUGCCGUGUUGCAGGCUCACCUCAAUGGGCAGAAAUUAUUGGAUCAGGUGAAUACGAUUUGUGGCCAUCCAGUGAGAACACCAACACAGAGCCCCCGCUGUACUUUUGACCCAAGCAAAGAGAAACAUGGAAUGAAGAUCUCUGCAAGGAAUGGUGAAGAGACACUUGCCAACAGAAGAAAAGAAUUCAUCAAUAGCCUUAGGCUGCAUGGGUCCUUCUAUGGUGGCCUGGCUGACCAGCUUUGUGUUAAUGAAUUGGCUGCCCCUGAAGGAAGGCCCUGCUGGAAUGGGGAGGAAAUAGUCAAAAGCUAUGCUCAGCGUGUGGUUGGGAAUGGAAUCAAAGCCCAGUCUGCAAAUCCUGAAGUCAGAGUCAGAGGAACCGAUCCUGUGGUAAAUCAGAUCAUUGAUAAACUGAAGCAUGUCAUCCAGUUGUUACGGGGGAGAUCACCCAAGCCCAACAAGUGGGAGCUCCUUCAGCCAGGCAGUGGAGGCGGCAUGCUUGAGAACUCUAGUGGAGACUGUGAUGACGAAGAUGGCUGUGGAGGAUCAGGAAGCGGAGAAGUAAAGAGGACCCUGAAGAUCACAAACUAAUAACUUUUGGAGAUUAUCAAAUUUGGAAGAACAAGGCAACAUCAUGGAUCUGUACAUAGGUGUUUGCACCACGCCCUGCUGAUCAUUGCCCAAGAGACAACCAUCAGAGUGGCUCUGUUAAGUGUCUCCUGUGUGGGAUUAUGCAUCACUGAGACCCUGAACACCCAUACACUGCAGGAUGACACUUAUAUGUGUGGGGAUUUUUCUCCUUGGGCUGAUAAUAUGUGUAAAAAUGACUACUCAACAAUUUCAAAUCACUAAGCUGACUUUUCUGACACUCUGUGGAAUGGACUUUGGGAGAUUUUUGACUCCUCAAGACAGUGUCUUGGUUAUCCAGAGAAGAAAGCAAAAUGUUAUGUCACUUUUGAUAAAGAUAUAUUCUGGAACAUCGUCAGAAAGAAAUAACCUUUCAAUAAUGCCUCAAAAAAUAACAGGCAUGUUGUCUUUCCAGCUACAGAGGAAUGGUGCUCUUUAGAUCCAGCUGAAUUCAUGCCACUGACAAAAGAUCUAUGGGUAUGGAUUUAAUGAUAGCAGCUUAACUCCAUUUAAAAAUAAAUGAAAGAAAGCAUCACAUAGCACAGCUCCUUGUUAACGCUGCAUUUUAAGGUUGAGAAAGUGUUUAUUGCGGUGAAACAUUAGCCUGCUACCCAGCUGCAUACAGUAUAUAUUGUGCUGUAUUAUUUAUUUAUUCAGCUUGAUAUUCUCCAGUUCAAAAUAUAUACAAAUGCCGAAUGCUAACUGUGAUUCAAUUAGUGAGAAAUAGAGAGAAAAACAGAGCUUUGAAGCAUUAAUGAAAUAUUAACUUAAGGUUAAAUGAACACAGCAUAACCAGCUACUAAAGAUUCAAUGCAAAGUUGGGCUUCCAAGGGGAAUAAAGUUAUGAAUGCAUGUCCUAAUAUUGCUACUUCUUCAAAUGGUAUGGCCAGGAAAUUAAUCUUCAUGGGAAACAUUUGGAAGCAAUUUUUCUCAACCUUUAAAUGUACUAUAAUUUCAAUAAUUUAAAUACAAAUAUGAAUUUGGAGUUUAAAUAUAUUUAUCUUGAUAUAUGGUAUGAGAAAUAAAAUGUGAAAGUAACCUUAAUGUGAAUUGAUUCACAGAAGUAUUGCCAUUGUCAUAGGAUGUAGUGAUUAUGUGUUACCUUCAAGGCAAAUUUGCCUUGAGUUGAGGUGAAAACUUAAGCUGUCUAGCUACUUUUCUUCCAUCUUCUAUCCAUCUAAACAUUUAGUUUAAUAGUAGUCAUAUGUACAUAUUUAUAAUGAGUUCAGCUUUUGCAAGGAAUUACAAAUGUACAAAUGUACAAACCAAAUGUAAUGUACCAGUUAGCACUUAAUUUGAUAUUUCUAGUGUGAGAAACUACAUGCAAAUAUUUGGACCUUUUGAUCAAAAUAAUCCCUGAACAGUUUUCAGGUAGUUAAUGAUUAGCACGGAUGUACUUAGUUGGUGGAGAAUUUCUCAAAACUUGAUUUGGAAUGUUUACACCAUUUAAGUGUGAUAUUUACCUAGCAUCUUGGCAAAUAAAACCUUUCUGCUAUAACGAACCGCUUCAUUGGAUGUAAUCAUGAACAAAUAAAAGUGCAUAAACAAGCACAUAUAAAGAGAAAAACAGGUAUGGAUCUAUAAUGUUAAAAUGUAAUUCUUUUAAAUAUAUUUAUUGGUUUUUUAUUUAUUUACAUUUCAAACGUUAUCCUCCUUCCCAGUUUCCCCUCCACAAACCCCUUAUCCCCUCCUGUGUACCCCCUGCCUCUAUGAGAGUGCUCACUCACCCAUCCAUCCACUCCUGCCUCAGUGCCCUUGCAUUCCCUUACGCUGAGUCAUCGCUGAGUCAUCGAGCCUCCACAGGACCAAGGGGCUCCCCUCCCAUUGAUGCCUGACAAGGCUAUCCUCUGCUACAUAUCCAGCUGGAGCCCUGGUUCCCCCCCCCCCCCACCAUGUGUACUUUAAAAUCCUAGUCAACAUGUAUGAAAACCCUCAGUGCAAUCCCCAUGUCCGUCCACAGGUCAGACUCCAAAGGAAGGCAUGCCCAAGUACACACACACACACACACACACACACACACACACACACACACACACAUCUUACAAUGCCAUACCCUAGAUUGUAACUUUUUUUUUUCUCUUGAAAGCAGUACAAAUUUAAAAUCAAUUACAAUUAACCUAGGAAUUUUAAAUGUGACUUUAUUGAGACUUGGGUCUUCCUAUGGAGUUACCCCCUCCUCCUCAGCUCCUCCCAGCCUUUCCCUAAUUCAACCACAGGGAUCCCGGGCUUCUGACCAUUGGUUGGGUAUAAGUCUAUGUCUAACUUCAGCUGCUUGUUGGGUCUCUCAGAGGGCAGCCAUGCAAAGCUCCUAUCUUUAAGCAUAUUAUAGUGUCAGUAGUAACUGGACAGUAAAAAAAAAAAAAAGAUAAAAAUCAAUUAAAACAAUAAAAUGUGAGGUUAAUGCAAUAUUACUCUCCACUCACUAAUACUUUGUAUUAAUUUGGCAUUAUGCAAUGUUGUGAAUGGAUUAAAACUGAACAAAGUAUGUAUGUAGUAGUAUAAAGUUAAUAUAUGUUUAAGAAUACCCAGUGUUUCUUUACAAUUCCUCAUCAGGAUCCCAAUGAGCUAGAAAAAUGCUCCUGACGAUUAAAAGCGAUACUGCUUCGUACCACCAGGUGGCGCCAUAGUCCUCGCUGACGUUAUUCAAGGAGUGCUUUGCAGAGAUGAGUCCCCAAGUACAAAGACUCUGGGCUUUUAGAACAUUUUAUUUGAAAUAAUGAGACACGUGUGAUUAACUUCCUAAAGAAUAAUUUUACUUUUGUCAUUUUGGGUAAAGAUGUGCACAAUAAGUAAAAAUGAGCAGCUGUUGAGAAUAAAAGGAAGUUGCCUCAUUUAGAAGCUAUUAAUUUCUUCCAUCAUUGUUCCCUCCGUUCUCAGACUUAAAUACUCAUAUGCAGCACCUUAUGAUGAGAGACGAAAUAAAAUUUUCUUUACUCUCAAGAUUUAUUUUCUCUUUUUUAACCACAAAUAUGCGUCUCGUGUGUAUUUAAUUACUUUAUAAUGAGAAUUCUACUAAAGUAUUUUGGCUCUUUGUGCAGUUUGUUUGUUUGUUGUAUUGGAACAUGGUCCCACGUGGCCCAGACUCGCCUAGAAGUCACUGUAUAGCAAAGAACGAUAUACUGAGUUCUUGGUCCUCAGCCUCCUCUUCCCAUGUACAGGAGUUCCCUGUGUUUCUCACCACACAGCUAACCCCAUUCAUUCGUAAGAGUCUGCCACAACACCCCCUUCACUAUCCACCCCAUCACUUCCCCCCCAUACACACACACUCACAUGCUCAGUCUUGUGAAAUCAGACGCAUCAAUCAGUCAUUGUCUCCAAUAGCUCGUCCUUGAGAGAGCAGGACUUUUACGAUGACUAAUAAACAUAUAGCAUCAACAAGUUGAUUUUUUCGUUUGUACCUGGAUAAUUUAGGAGCAGCAUGCUUGAGUGGGGGCACACCUCUGAACAAGCCCUCUCCUCAUUGGUUGUUAGGAUGAGAGUAGGAAUAGAGUAAACAGAUGACAGCUUUGAAAAGAGUCAAGACAAUGAGGAGAGAGGAAGCCAUUGUUCAGAAUGUGCAUAGCCUGGCCCCUCCACUUUCUCUGAGAUCCUGUGUAUAAGAUUAAAAGGCAUUAUUCCCCAUUUCACUCAUGGACUAGUCCCUAAUCAUAUGUCUACUGCUUUAACACUUUAUUUUUGAUAUGUAGGCUAAGAAGGAUUGAUUUGUAAAUAUUUACAUAUACUUUUUCUGAAUUAAACAAUUAAAAUCAUGACUGUGCACACUUAUUUUCAUUCUUAAUUUGAGCGUGGAGGGAAUGGCAUAGUGGACACUUUAUAGUAACUUCUGUUUGCUGUGUCAGCAGGGGUGGAGUUGGCAGAGUCUUCACUCCUUGACAGCCAAGCACUUUGUAUACUGUUAUAGAAUAGAGGUCACAGGCAACCACUCCCUCUAAUACUAGGUUAUUUUGAUAGGUGGAUCCAGGGGUCACAAUUUAGCCACAGAGAAGCUCAGUAUCUUAGGGCACUGUGAGAUCCAGUUGAGAGGUGGGGCCAACAUAGCUGAGGGGUGGGGCAGCCUAAACUGUGGGGUGGGGCAGCUUAAGCUAUGGGAUGGGGCUGUCUAAACUACACUGAUAAUGUAGGGGUCAACCUAAAGAUACAAUCAUUUCAGAAUCCCAGCACUGGUGUGUGUGUGUGUGUGUGUGUGUGUGUGUGUGUGUGUGUGUGUUACCUUCAGGGCUCUAAAAUGGUCCUCACAGAGGAAAAGUCAAAAGCUUCCCCCUAUUUCCAGUGGAGCAAUGAGGAAUCACCCCCAGACCCUCAUUCCUUUUAACAUCCCUGCCCGUAGUAGAAACUUUGCCCGUGUCUGAUGUGUAGGUUUUCAUCCCAAAAUAGCAUACCUGGUGGAAGGAAGUCACCCAACACUGGUGAGCCCCGACCCUUCUAUCCAUCUGAGGAGAGUCAAGGAUCACUAACUGAGUUCAUAGCCUCAGAGGACAUUGCUCCUCCCUAGGCAAAUUACUACUGAUUAAAGGUUCAUCUACCCAGGGCAUAUCUGGUUUGCUAACAAAUGAGACAAAUCAUAAAAAAAAAAAAAAAGGAGCAAAAUAUAGUUAGAAAACACUCUCCAGUGAGAGUAACACAUAGUAGUAAUUUCAGGAUUAUAAGGCUCAGUUUAAGAAUGAAUAUCUGAGUUUAACAUGGUAAAAUCUUUAAUGGAGGUAGGCAAAAAUGCAAAAACAGGUGGAUAAGGUAAGUAGAGAGAAAGAUGUUCUAUAAGGAAGACAUAAAAAGAAGCACUAGAAAACCAAACACUGUUGCUGAAAUGAAGACUCUUCAGAUGGGCACAGUAGUUUGAGUUAUGUAAAGAGCCCCAAGCAUGAGAAUAUCAAAACAGAAUCCUCAGAAGUUGUGGCAUGAGGAGGAAAGAUGUAACAAAAAGAAAGACUGUCCAGAAAAAUGUGUAAAAAAUACAGGAAGUAAAACAUAAAACAUACAGACAACAGGGGAGUAAUCAGAAAGAAAGGGGGAUAAAUCACACUUAAAGCAGUGAUGGCUGACAAAUCACCCCAAAUUAGUGUCAAACAAAGACUGAUCCACGUAGCUCAGAAAAUACCAAGCCGUAUAUGAGAAAACCAAACUAAACCAAGUGGACAAGGAUCCACACCUUAGCUCAUUGCAAAGAAGCUUCCGAACAAUCAAAUAUAUACAGUCUAUUGAAGAAACAAUGACAAAGUAAAAAACACACGCAGGAAGAAAACUGAAAAUUACAUUUAGCUUUUCAGAAACCAUCCUAACCAAAUGAGGAGAGAGAAAAAUAAUGCCAGCAGAGUAAUCUAUACUCUGAGGAUUUACCCAUCAGGAAUUAAGGCAAAACUGAACACAAGCACAAUUUGAAAAACUUGGUUGUUUUGUGACAAAUAGUCGAUAAAAUAUCUAUACACUAAAGAGAAAAAAAUGUUAUAAAUUAUAAACCUAGAUCUACAUAAUGACAAUAAUUUCAUAGAAUAAAAACCUAAGGAAAUUAACGUCAUUAUAUGUAACUGAUCUAACACUUUUUAUAUUAUAUUAGUAAUACUAGAAAAAUGAAAUAGAGCAUGUACAUUUAUGAGCUAUAUAUGUUUAUAUGUGCACUUAUGUGUACUUAAGUAUUAGUGCAGUGCACGUCCAUGGGUACAAGUAACUGGACAUAGGACGCUUGAUACUUUGAUAUCAUUGUCCCCUACCUGUGAUAUCAUUGUCCCCUACCUGUGAUAUCAUUGUCCCCUACCUGUGAACUGUAGAAUAUUAUUUGAAAGUGAUUCAGAGUAGUGAUGAGCACAUGGCCGAAUCUUCAGGACUCCUGGUAAAUGGACUCUGUGAAGAAGUGACAGGAAGUGCAACAGCACAAACACAUGCAUGCAAUAGCACAAACACAUGCAUGUGCAAUAGCACAAACACAUGCAUGCAAUAGCGUGGAUUCUGGAAGCUCGGAGGAGACAAAACUAGGAGCAAGCCACGGGGGCAAGCUAGUCAGGAAGGUUGUGAAGGACCGAAAGGGGGCAUACAUAAUGAGAAAGUCACUAGUACCCAUCAGGGCCAUAAUAGUCCUUGAUGGAUGUUCACCCAACAGCAGACCAUCCAGGUGCAUGAGACAAAGCCAUCGCUGAAAAAGUGCAGAGAACUGCAGAGGUAAACAUUGUAUGUUAUUAAGGAGUUGCAAAUUAAAAUAAUACUGAUACCCCUUUUCGCAGUCCUGAGAACAGUCAAAUUUUGAACACUGGUGAUGGUGAAUGAAUCAAUGGGGACCUGCGAUCAUUGAGGAGGAACUGGAAAGUAAGACAGCCAGUACGCAUGCAGUUUACCUUACACAUUUCUGUAAGUUCUAAGAAUCAUACAACCCACAGUAACUGGAGGUAUUAAUUGAACACACAAUAAAAAUGGAUAUUUAAAUCAACUAUAUCCAUUGCUUCCCGAGAUGUACAUGUGCAUCGUGGGAUUAUUCAACAACUGGAGAUGAAUGAGCUACCAGGCUUUGGACAAAAGCAGACAGCAGGGAGAAAAAGCCAACCUGAGAAUGAUAUGUGAUAUAUGGUUGUAAUCUCAGAAAAGCAAAACCAUGGAGGUAGUAGAACCAUCAGUGGUUGCUAGGGGUGAUAGAGGAAGGAAGGGGAAGAGAGAAGCACAGAGGACUCUUCGCAACAUGGAAAGCUUUUUGCGUGAUCUGUCAGUGCUUGUCAUGGACCAUUAUAUAUUUGUCACAAUGCACAGAUGGCCCAACACCAAAAGGAGCUCUGAAGUCAGUGAAGGUGUUUACAUGAUAAUAUCAGUGUUGUUCCAGGACUGUGACAAAUAUGCCCACCUUGAAUGGAAGGGUGAUAAGGGGAGGCUGUGCCUGCAGGGAUGGGCCAUCAUUCAUUCUCUGGGAUUUCUGCUGAAUUUUGGUGUGACAAUUUAACAAAUUUGGCUGAAUAACUCCAUUAAUUAAAAUAAUAAUAGGUGGAGGGCCCAUUGUUUCAAGGAAUUAUCCAAUUAUCCGUGCAAUUGAUUCAGCAAGUGGAGUUGCAUAAUAACAGUGUUUGUUCCUCUUAACAUUUAUCCUAAUUAUCUGAAAAUAAUAAAAAAGUCAGCAACAUGAGUUUAGUUUAUUUUUAAUUUGGGUUGUGAAAGGAGAAAGGAUUGUUCAUUGAAGUAUUUGGUAAUUGUGGCAUUGCAUAUCUAUAGUAGACGAAAGCAUUCAUUAAUUUCACGGGCUAAGAAAUCGCGAAGAAGCUUUCCUCUUUGAUUACAUUAUUUCUAUGUCCAGGCAUAAGAUUGCACAUUAUUUAAAUAGAAUACAUAAUUUAUAAUAAGUGAGCAAGAAAACAGUACAUUUGCAUGACAAAUACACACAUUUUUCUAUUCUUCUUUUUUCUAAAAUUUGAGGUAAAUUUAUCUGACAACUGUAAUCAUGAAAAAUUAUUGAGAGUUUAUUAAAAACACAUUGAAUGUUAUGUUCAUUUUAGAGGUUGAAAGCACACUAGUAAUUCAAUUUCUACAUAUAAAUAUCUGCACUGAAACAAAUUAUUUCCCUUUUCAGCUAAAAAUAACAAAAUGUACUAGUUCAUAAUUCAAGACAGAACGAAAGUAGUGCAUUUGUGCGUAAAUCAUCGUGGAGUCCUCACCCUGGACUCAAUCUCUGUACUCUCUCAAUCACAGAAUUGUGUAUGCAGCUGGAGAAGAUCCACAACGAUAUGUCAGCUUCUGAUAUAACAUUGGAGAUGAGAGGGUGUUUCAAGUAUGGACUUACAAUGAAAACCCACUGCUGAUAAUGGCUGGGAGGCUUGAAAUGCAAAUGUGACAACAGAUAUGCCACAAGGGCAGCAACUGGAGCCAGCCUGUGUGUUGUGAGGUGCUUUGAUGCACCUCAUGCAGGUGAAAGGGGCAAGAUUUAGUUAGCUAUGGCCUGGACGCUCGAUUGUUUUUUUCUUAUACAAAUGUGGCUGACUAUUCAUAUUCACUGUAUUCUCUUUCAUGAGAGUUUUUGCCUCCACAAGAUCCUCCAUUCUUUGUGUUGCUGUCAUGGAGUGCACAACUCUUUAUUGCUCAGAUGUCUUAGUCCACUGACUGGUUUGUACCAUAACCACAGACUAAUCUGUGAAGACAAUAAAUGAUUUCUAUGGUGCUAGAGAAUAUGAAGUCCAUGGUUAAGAA
Mus musculus (house mouse) is the source of this 10168-nucleotide messenger RNA. RefSeq names its product glypican 5 (gene Gpc5). Gene Ontology annotation, biological process: regulation of signal transduction. Bases 200 to 1981 code for a protein of 593 amino acids. The record is from RefSeq and is a predicted model, not a curated record. Gene Ontology annotation, cellular component: extracellular matrix; plasma membrane; extracellular region. The transcript is spliced from 8 exons. Lineage: Eukaryota; Metazoa; Chordata; Mammalia; Rodentia; Muridae.